Nasonia vitripennis (jewel wasp) is the source of this 3566-nucleotide messenger RNA. Its product is annotated as mitochondrial uncoupling protein 2. The record is from RefSeq and is a predicted model, not a curated record. Gene Ontology annotation, biological process: adaptive thermogenesis; mitochondrial transport; response to cold. Gene Ontology annotation, cellular component: mitochondrial membrane. NCBI's taxonomy places the organism in Eukaryota, Metazoa, Arthropoda, Insecta, Hymenoptera, Pteromalidae. Gene Ontology annotation, molecular function: oxidative phosphorylation uncoupler activity. Bases 1932 to 2894 code for a protein of 320 amino acids. The transcript has 8 exons.
GAGUUUAGUAAUAUUAGAAUUUUUGUCGAAUAGCGAAAUCAUUAAAUUCUUCUAGCAGAUAUAAGUCUUCGGAAACUUAUAAAUAUGCGUGACUUUUCAUCCAAAUAAAAGAUGAAAUUUCAUAAGCAUGACUCAGCAGUCAGUUCGUGAUGAACAUUCAACUUAACUAUGAACUUUGGACUAGACUCGGAUAACUGGCCUUAAUUGACAAUUUAAGUAGUUGCCAAUACAUCCAUUUGAUCCGUGUUGAGCCAAUUUAAAUAAUCAGGAUGGAAGAAGAACUACUAUACUUUGAGGUCUUCUGGAAGAUUUCUUUCAACCGGGGAGGCAGCAGGGAGAGAGGUCUCACCGAAGAUCCGUACGGGACUGGAGCCCCGACUCGAAUGUCUCGAGAGCGAGUGCACUCUCACCUGUAUGGAGAGAGAGCGCAGACAUCAAAGAGAGGCCCGGCGCUGAUUGGGUCUGCGCAGGUCUAAGCAGCCAAGCCGCCACCGAAGAGAACUGAUGGAGGCCGACAACGUAUAAAUGUCCUAGUUUCAAGGCUCGUCGCUUGUUCUUAUCUGCAUUACACUAUUUUUUAUAGUACUUUCAGACACUCUUAUUUCCCAUCGCAUGAACUUUGGAACAAAAUUCAUCGAUCAACAAAAAGUCUGUUUACUACAAUAUCAACGAUAUCGCCAUUCGCCAUUAUGCAUCAAUAUGUGAGAUAAGUUAGAGAUGGACAUAACAAUUUUUUUCGUAUUUUAUUGUUCGAGGCAGGAAUUUUUUUCAAUACUAAAAUAUAAAAAUGAUUCAUCCAAGUUAUUGAUAUUGAAACAGUCAUAAGCAGGAACAGUUUUUCCUGAGCAGCUACAAGUUUCAUAUAAUAUUUGUACACAAUACAAUUAAUUGAUUUAAUAACUGAAAAUUAGCAGUGAACGAGUAAAAUUUGCUUCUAAUAGUUCUAAAAUCAAUGAUCAAGUUUGUUUAAAAAACCUUAAAAAAUUAAAAAACUAUUUUGCAUGCCUACAGUAUAAGGUUUCUUUUCAUUGCUAAAUUUAUCUACGCUUGCAUAUUAUAUUAAUAAACAAUAAAUAAAUAAUGCAAUAGAUUAUUGCAAUAUUUUUUAUGUUCAUUUUCUUUAUAUGUGUAGAUAUAUAUUUAUUAGGUCUAUUUAAUAAACAAAAAAAUAUAUUAUCCGUUGACUGUCUUAUUUAUACAACUGCUGCAAAUAUCCAUGCAAAUGGUUUAAUGCAUUGCAAUUUGUUAGAUAAAUUUACAUAAAGGUUAAAGAAAAAACUCAAUAAUGCAUCGCUAACGAUCGCUAAUCAGUCUAAUGCAAGAAUCAACGACUUCUGUUGAAUCCUUGGCCUUCUUUUUAACCUCGCCUUUCGAAUUCCUUUAUUGCGCAUAAGACAGAUUUCUUAACGGAAGAUAAAAGCUCGCGUGCAUCGACGAGAGAGGAAAGGUUUGCUCAUCGGGGCUUUUUCAUGGUCUUGGACUUCUGUAUCGAUUCGUUCGCAAGCGCCGCGAGUGGAGCUUCGCGCUACUACAGUCCGCAGUUCUGCUGGUGGAAGGCGGUUCUCGCAGCACUUUCCCAUUGGUUGCCAGCCGGUAUAAGCUUUGCCAGGUCCCGCGACUAUAUUCAGUGCUGUUGUUACUCACCUCCUGAACACUUGAAAAAUAGUAUGUAUAUGGAAUUUCGUGGCAAGGAAAUAAAACACGAGCCGCGGUCGCGUGGACUGCACUCAUUUCCCGAUCAUUUUAGAGAACCCGAGAUCAGCUUUUAAAAAGUAUUCUUUCGAGUGACGACAUUGCAAGACCUGUAAAUAGUGUACAUAGAAUUAUUAUUGAACUUUAUGCGAAGUAUUGUUAAUUAAGUUGUUGAGUUCGGAGCACUGUAUUAGAAGAACAAAUUUUGUAAGAAAGAAGAAAAUACACAAAACGGAACAAUGAAGGUUGACGCACAGAAUGACGUAUCCCUUGGAACCAAGCUUCUUACUGCCGGAACUGCGGCUUGCAUCGCAGAUCUGGCGACCUUUCCAUUGGAUACCGCAAAAGUUCGAAUGCAGAUUGCAGGAUUAGGGCGCGCUGUACUGGUCGCUUCGCCGGAAGGAUCGGUAAUGGCCGUGAGAACAGUUCAAUCUGGCCUGAUACAAACCAUUGGAAGUAUUGUCAGAAAUGAAGGAAUGAGGAGCCUGUACGGAGGUCUUUCCGCGGGACUCCAGAGACAGAUGUGUUUCGCCAGCGUACGAUUGGGCCUCUACGACAGCGUCAAGACACUCUACGCUGGAUUCCUCGACGGUAGUAGAGGUACAUCGACCGUAGACAACGGCUCCAUCAACAUCGGUGUGCGCAUCGCAGCGGGCAUAACGACCGGUGCACUGGCCGUCCUCCUCGCCCAGCCCACGGACGUUGUGAAGGUUCGACUGCAGGCCGGAAAUAGCGGGCCGAGUCGCAGGUACACCUCGACUCUGCAGGCCUACAGACACAUCGCCGUGAACGAGGGAACCGCUGGUCUCUGGAAAGGCACCUUCCCGAACAUCUCCCGUAACGCCAUAGUGAACGUGGCCGAGAUAGUCUGCUAUGACAUAAUCAAGGAGAAGAUACUGAGCUCGGGCCUCCUGCAAGACGGCAUCCCGUGUCACUUUAGCGCAGCAGUGGCUGCCGGACUUUGCACGACUCUGGCCGCGAGUCCGGUCGACGUCGUCAAGACUAGAUACAUGAACAGCUCACCGGGCGAGUACAAGGGCGCCAUCGACGUGGCCGUGCGCAUGUUCAUAAACGAGGGUCCCAUGUCCUUCUACAAGGGCUUCAUACCGAGCUUCAGCAGACUCGUCUCCUGGAACAUCGUUCUCUGGAUCACCUACGAGCAGAUCAAGAUUCAAACCAAGAAGUUGCAGCAUUCCAAUUAGGCUUGCUCAUUACGUAGUUUAUAGGGAGAAGCUUUAACUUUUUGUCGAUGCACGAUGGGACGGGAUUUGAUUAUUUUGAGUUUGUACACUGUUGUACAACUUAGGGAGAUUUGAGACCGGUUCAUGAUGGCUAAUGGUAUCUUUUUCAAAUGAGAAAAAUGUACAGUGCAAAAAUGAUUGAAGGUAGCUUCUUAUUAGUUUAUCUCGUCUCGUUCCAUCCAACUUAAUUACUUUCCAAAACGAGAAGUCGUUAUUAUUUUCAUUUUCUUAAGCGAUUUCGUAAUCGCUAUAGUAUAAUAAUAUCAAAUAGAAAAGUCUAUUUUUGUCAAAAAUGGUGCUUGAUAGUCGUAAGUAAAGCGGUAGUAAAUAGCGAUGUUUACGAUGUACACUCUUAAAUGUAUAAUUACCGAUAGAUGUGUCGCAUCCUUCAGUUGUUGAACAAAAAAUUCUUUUCGAUCGAUAUAAUUUAAGCACACAAAGUUGCUCCUUCGAGAUGCUGUGAUGAUACUUAUAAAUUAUUAGCGUAGUUUUCAGUGGAUGUUUACAAAAAAAGGCCCGCGAACGAAUUGAUUUUGACAUAUUUACAUGAACUGUCGAUUUGUUAACAUCUUUUUAUCUUUUUACUAUAUUAUAUAUCGAUUAAAAUAAAGAUAUGAUCCAUGAGUAAGGACA